AUGAGUCAAGGCUUUCGCAAGAUAUCCAGGACUACCCCCGGGAGAACUGCAAGCCGACCAAAACAGCAGUCCACCCGAGCGCCUCAGCAAGACAACGAUCGGGACAUACGAGAGCUCUACGAAGCAGUCUUAGCUCGUAUGGACUAUACCGCGCAAGUCUCUCUUGUAGAGAAGCUUAAGAGAACUCCUCCGACGUACAUGGAUCUCGACUUCAAUAUGUUCUGGCUCAAUCUGCGCCAGAAGGACCCCAAGUGCGCUGGGUAUAUCCUGGAGGUCGCUAUGCGUGCUAGAGACAACAUCGAGAAAGGCUACUAA
Messenger RNA from Fulvia fulva, 315 nucleotides. RefSeq lists its product as uncharacterized. Lineage: Eukaryota; Fungi; Ascomycota; Dothideomycetes; Mycosphaerellales; Mycosphaerellaceae. The record is from RefSeq and is a predicted model, not a curated record. The coding region runs from base 1 to 315 and encodes 104 amino acids. The transcript has a single exon.